Messenger RNA from Schistosoma intercalatum, 3860 nucleotides. The record is from the annotation of a GenBank genome assembly. NCBI's taxonomy places the organism in Eukaryota, Metazoa, Platyhelminthes, Trematoda, Strigeidida, Schistosomatidae.
CGUAACGUACUCGAAACCUUGCUUCAUUAGCUUAUGGUUUCUAGGGUCAAAUUGUUUAGGUUUUCGGCUUGUCAUUGUUAUUUAUUCUCGAUCGCUCUUACUGUCAAGUGCAAGUAAAUUUUGCGAGCUUUCUGAGUCUUCGGCUCAUUUUCCCCAUGUUUCUCUUAGCUUUACUUAACUAAAUUUCUCACACUUACUCAGUACUCAACGUCCCUCAGGCCAGAUGCGAACCGCUAUACUCAAUAAUAUGAGAUUCCCUCAUAAAGAUAAUUAGCCAGUCGACAUAAUCUGGGAAGUAAGUCAUACUGUGUUCAGCUCUAUUCACAUGGUUAUGAUAUUUCAAAUUUGAUAAUGGAUGGGUCCCGUUUGUUUUGUCCUCUUUAGAACGGUUCAGAUAGAGUUCCUCAUUCUCCAUGCAUCUUAGCAUCGGUGAAGUCUUAAGUUUUGGAGGUAGCAGACAUACGUAUACACUAUCUUCAGAAAGACACCCUAACAAACGUUGACUAUAUUGCUUUACUUUACGAUGACAUGUUACUCAAGUGGUGUACUAACUUCAACCAAUGCUUAUCUGUGGACGGAAAGCUGAAGUGACAGAAACUCUAGACAUCGUAUAUUUUAUUCGUCACUUGUCCAUUUUGCCCAUUUUUGACUUCGUUAUGUACAUUAUUUGGAGGAUUACACUUCCUUUAGAGAUUUACGUCCUACUAAGAGACUCACUUAUAGACUCAGAUAACAUAAAUAUCUAUAUUAGAGACUCUCAGUUGAUCUUUCGCAACACGACGUGGUACGUAUGUACUUCGGCACAAGUUGUCAUACCCUUUUGUCAGGCCAAACUCGAGAAUAGUAGAGGAACUAACAGUAUGAGUGAUGAUUGAAGAUAAGGCAUCAGAGAUACAAUCCAAAAAAAUUCGUAAAAUAAAACCAAAAAAAAGUUGUGAGGUAUUGAGCGCAGAAUUCGGGGAAGAUGAAUAAUGGAUGCACUUGUGCACAUGUGCUUACUAUAAUCAAGCGAACCCCAACCAGUUAGUUUACACGUAAUUACAUGGCUCAGUUCAGUUGUCGAUUAUGAGGGCUCUGAUAAACAUAGUCUUCUGAUCGCAACAACCCAAACAUUUUUUGGAUGUUUUCCUCGAAAUGCGUAAUGUUGCCACAAGGCUGGUCUGCAUAAUUAUCUAGACUGAUGAUAAGUAAUGAAGUCUGUCGUGUUCACUUCACUUACGCUAGCAGUUUCUUUAGUUUUCUCGAUUUGAUGUCUACGAAAUCUCCAGACUAAUACAGAAAGCUUUCAUAGCUCUUAUCAGAUUGCGUCACCUGUGAUAUGAACAAGAUGCUUGCCAAGGAGGUGGUAUUCUUAAAUGUCUUAUCUUGAAGCUUUUCCAACAUGUACAAAGGUGAAAAGAUGUGUACAGUCAGUCUGCUCAGAAACAUUCGAAAAAGAUUUGAAAUAUCCCCGCCUGUUGGAUAAAUCAAGAAAUAAUAUAAUCCGUACUCCAUCAUUAUGCGAUGUUAGUUACAGUUCAACAAACCGUUUAAAUGAAUUUGAAAAUGUCAACAAUCCUUCAUGUAGUCAUGAUCGACUUGCUCAGUUAUCCGCUUUAAUUGAUCAAUGUUCACAUGGCGAAUUGUUGCAUAUAAAAAAAACUAUAAAACCAUUGUUGAAACGAGAUUUUAUUGCAUAUUUACCUGUUGAAAUUUCUUUACAUAUCUUACAAUAUUUAUCACCUCGAGACAUAUUUCAUUGCGCCCAAGUUUCCAAAACUUGGCAACUUGUUUGUGAUGAUAAUUUGCUUUGGUAUCGUUUGUGUGUAGGUGCUGGAUUGUUUAACACAUUAUUCAACAAAUCCACAAUGAACUUAUAUUCAGGUACCCAUCUGGAUUGUCUUUUAUGUGUAAAUAAACCUACAAAUUCACUUUGUAAUGAGACAAAAUCCCUUUUUGAAAGCUCUAUCAUCAAUAAUAGUAAUAUCACUGAUGAUGGUGACAAUUUUAAGGUACAUGAUUGUGAUGUGUCCAUGAAAAGUGAUCAUAUUCAAUCUUUUGACACUGAUAGUGAAUCAACUUUUGCAUUAUCUUAUUCUGGUAAUCCUUCAAAUUCUUUUAAUUUGAAUGAGGUCAAUUGGAAGUCUUUAUAUCGUCAAGAUUUACAUACUCAGUGCAAUUGGAGAAAUGGUGGACCAUGGCAUCCUAUCAUUGUACCGGCUCAUCAUAAUCAUGUCAUCACUUGUUUAGAAGUAUAUGAAGAAUGGGUAAUCACUGGGUCAGAUGAUUCAAGUAUCUGCAUAUGGGAUAUUAAUACUGGACAGUGUUUAAUUAAUUUAUUCGGUCACCUUGGUGGUGUUUGGUCAAUGACUGUUAUACCACGUCAAUUUUUAUUUCUGUCAGAGCAAAAACAAUUAUCUCAGCAUCCUUUACUUAUAUCUGGUAGUUGUGAUCGAACAGCUCGUGUAUGGCAAUUAGAUGGUCAACAUUGGCCUUGUGUAGCCACGUUGUUUGGACAUCAAUCAACUGUUCGAUGUUUAGCUAGUCAAAAGUUACAUUCUAGUCCAAAAUUUGUUGUUACCAAUUCGAACAGUUAUCAUCGUUCCACAGUUGUAUAUACUAAUGAUAAUAGUAAUAGUAUUGAUGAUAAUACUUCUAAUUCUACUAUUAAUAAUGAUAAUGACGAUGAUGGUGUCGGAGAUGAUGAUUCAGAUAAAGAAUUAACUCACAAUAUAUUUCAUAAACAACAAACCCAUUCUAGUCAUGGAAGCACGCAAAAAACAAAUUACAAUAUUCAUCAGGCCAGCAGUAGUAGCAGUGACGGUAGUAGUAAAUUGUUUCAUCCAAUUCUAUCAAACAAUGAGUCUAUUUCGACGUUUAAAAUGGAGAAACAACAGCAAACUUUUCAAACUGGUCACUUAGUUGUUACAGGUAGUCGUGAUACAACUUUACGUCUAUGGAAUGUAUUAACUGGUGAAUGUAUACAAGAAUUCCGAGGUCAUCGUGGAGCAAUACGUUGUGUUCAGUUUACUGGUGAUCAAAUUGUUUCAGGUAGCUAUGAUUGUACAAUUCGUUUAUGGUGUGCAUUACAAGGUCAUUGUCUACGUGUUUUCAGUGCACAUACAAAUCGUGUUUACACAUUAUUAUUUGAUGGUUAUCAUAUUAUUAGUGGUUCUUUGGAUACGACUAUACGUAUAUGGAAUGCACAUACUGGUGAAUUGAAACAAACUUUCUAUGGUCAUCGUUCAUUAACAAGUGAAUUAGCAUUUGGGUCUGAACAAAAUAUUCUUGUGUCAAGUAAUGCCGAUGAAACAAUACGAGUUUGGCAUAUGAAUAGUGGAAAGUGUGUACAUGUUCUUGCUGGACCUCAUAAACACCAAUCAGCCGUUACAUGUGUUCAAUUAACUCGUAAUUUUAUAAUAUCAUCUGGUGAUGAUGGUACAGUGAAAUUAUGGGAUAAGCAGUCUGGUGCGUACAUUCGAGAUCUUUUACGCCUUGAUGGAGCUGGACGAGGCGGUGUUAUCUGGCGUAUAGUUGCUUCUGAAGAACGUUUAAUAUGUGCUGCUGGAAGUCGAAUUGGUAUGGAACCGACAAAAUUAGUUAUUCUACAGUUUCAAGAACCAAAUCUUUGUUCAAAACACUCGAACACUAAUAAUAAUAGUAAUAAAAUAUCUCAUAUCUGUCGGCCUAGACAUAAAUAUGCUCCAGAACCGAGACUUAGUCAACUAAUAUGCACCAAUUUCAGUACAAUCUAGUAUUUUACCAUUACUUGUUGGAGAUAAUUAGGUUAAAUUUAUUAACUGUUUUAGAUACAUUUCAGUGAAAAGUGUUUGGAGAUUCAUAUUUCAUUGAAUUGUGUACAUAAAUCAGCUUGUUUACUC